UUUCUCCUUCGUCUCCGAAUAUGAAACCCUCUCUCACUCUCUACACCCUCCUUGCUCUCCUUCUAGCUGCCGGAAAAUCUGUUUCCGGCUCGGUUGGUGAUAUAGUCACCAAUAAUUUCUUCAAUGGGAUUGCUAAUCAGGCGGCCGCAGGCUGCGCCGGAAAGGGAUUCUACACACGCGCCGCCCUCCUCCAAGCAGUUCAGUCCUACCCGAAAUUCGGCACCACCGGCUCCACCGACGAUUUUAAGCGGGAGAUCGCCGCGUUCUUCGCUCAUAUCACCCAUGAAACUGGACAUCUAUGCUACACAAGAGAGAUAAAUCAAGCUAACCGCUAUUGCGAUAGCAACAAUAGGCAAUGGCCAUGUGCACCGGGCCAGAGCUACUUCGGCCGAGGCCCAAUACAACUCUCAUGGAACUACAACUAUGGCCCAGCCGGCCGAGCUAUAGGCUUUGAUGGAUUGAACAAUCCUGAUAUCGUGGCCAGAGAUUCUGUUAUCUCGUUCAAGACCGCAUUGUGGUUCUGGAUGAAUAAUGUGCAUGCGAUUAUCACAUCGGGUCAGGGUUUUGGAGCAACGAUUAGGGCUAUUAACAGCAUCGAAUGCAACGGUGCGAAUCCGGCCACUGUGACUGCUCGUGUUAAUUAUUACACAAGCUAUUGUAGCCAACUCGGAGUUAAUCCCGGGGGUAAUCUUCGUUGUUAGAAAAGCUUAUUCUAAUAAUCAAGUGUGGCCUCUUGUGUGAGCUAAUAACAGGCCUCCUGGAAUAAAUGUAAUUUGAUAUAUGUGAGUGAUAAUUAAUGGUGUGUUUGAACUAAA
Messenger RNA from Salvia splendens (bonfire salvia), 815 nucleotides. Its product is annotated as chitinase 4. The transcript has 2 exons. Gene Ontology annotation, molecular function: chitinase activity. The coding region runs from base 21 to 701 and encodes 226 amino acids. The record is from RefSeq and is a predicted model, not a curated record. Gene Ontology annotation, biological process: carbohydrate metabolic process; chitin catabolic process; cell wall macromolecule catabolic process. Lineage: Eukaryota; Viridiplantae; Streptophyta; Magnoliopsida; Lamiales; Lamiaceae.